CCAAUUUACUGUCCAACAACCAGAGACUACACAUUCAGUGAAUGUCUUGUGGUGUUGUACACACGCACACACACUUGACAGAUUGAAGGCAGAAAAGGAAGCAAAGAGAGUUUUCCUGGAAGAAGGUCUAUUUGAUUUGGAGUAUAUUUUUCUAUGGUUUCUCUGACAACAUGGAGUACUUCUUUUUGAAAGGAUUUCUGUUGGUUUUGUUAACACGUCACCGCACAUCUGAAGGUCUGUCAACACCUGUUCAAUCCUCCUCCAAGGUCACCCUCCAAGGUGGCCGGACCUUAUCCAUAGAAUCAGAGCUGCCACCUGCAGAGGUAGUGCCAGUAUUGGCCCCUCCGAGCCUGAAGGAGGUGCAUCAAGCUGUACAGGAAGCCUCGGAGCAGGUGGAAGGUCGUGGGGCAGAGGAAGUGCUGAAGGAGCUACUGGAGAGGGUGGUAGGGGCAGCUCUGGGGCAGGUGGACGGAGGGAGUGAAGUGAAAGCAGAUGAGGGAGCAGGAAAGUUGCAGGAAGUGGUUGAAGAGGAUGCACUGUACGUUGAAAAAGGAGCUGAAGCCAUCUUAGAGGCCAAGGUGUUGGAACAGGCAGUGGAAAAGGAGCUGGAAGGUGAAGAUAUUGUCACCAAGGAAGGGUAUGCUGGUGUUGGGGAGAAGCAGGAGGUAGCAGAGGUGGAUGAAUUGGAAGAUGUAGCUGAAAAAGAGAAAGGAAUUACUGAGGGUGAGAGUGAAACUGCUGCUGGAUCUGUGGAGGAGACCACAGCACGUUUAGAAACUGGAGGCAGCAAAGCAGAUGGUGUGGAGGUUACCAAUGAGUCUCUAGACACUGGAGUCGGUCAGGGGGUUGCAGAGGCAACAUUACCUGUCUUAGAAGAAACAGGAGGCGAUUCAGCAGUAGAGGAGGCAGGGGUGGAAGGCAACAACAAGCAGGUUGAGUCGACAGAGGAAAAGGGAGCAGCAGAAACUGACAUACAGGAAGCAGAGGAAACUCAAGCUACUGUGGAGGUGGCAGUGGAUGAAGAGACAGAGAAGGAGACUGUGGAAGAGUCUAACCUGUCUAACCUUAACCUGUCUGUGGCUGAUGUGGAGCAGUUAGCAGAUGUACUGCCAGAGGAAGAAGCACAGAAGGAAGAAACCGCGGAAGAUGAAUUAGAAAAAGAUGAGACAGUACUGCCAUCUGAUAAUUAUGAGCCAGAGACCAGACAAACUGCAGCAGGAGAGCUGGUAGCGGAGGAGAAAGAGGUAGUGAUGGACACAGAAGGACCAGAAGUAGAGGACAAACAGGACCAUUUAGUGGUGGAGGGAGGAGCUGCUGAAGAGGUAGAAACAGAAGGUACAGAUGUGGGGGAGGCAGCAGGAGGUGAAAGAGAUGGAGAGAGUGAAAUAAAGGAAGAAUCUGUGGCACUGGUGAAUGAGGGGGGUGACCAACAAGCAGGAGAAGAGGUCACAUUGAUGACGUCACAUGGCAGUGAAAAGGGGAAUCAAGAAAUGCUGGUGAUCUCUGCCCCAGAGCCUGGAGAUGGUGCUGAAGCCUCAAUAGAGCAGAACACCGAGAACCAGGCUCCCACCCCGAGCCCAUCCCUAGGUGGGGUAGAGAAGGGAGAGAAUAGCCUUGGUGAUGAGAAAUCAAACCAUGGCAACGAGAUCAUCACCCCUACUGAUGACCUUUUGCCACACAACCCGGAUGUGGCCCAACCUACACUGGAUAAUUCUGUGAAGGAUGUUCUACCUGAACCCCCUCAGGCGGAAGGAGAGGAACCAGGGGAGGUCAAUGAGCUGGUGGAAGAUUCAACUGGAACCACAGAGACGAGCGAGCUGGGCCUAGAGGCAUGGAAGAUCGGGGCCAUUUCUGCUGCAGUCUUCCUGGUUCUGGAGACUACCUUCAUCAUUAUCUAUAUCCUCAAAUGUCGCAACAAAAAAAAUACCGCAGCUACUCAGCGGUCAUGUGAGGAAGGGUGUGUUGAACCAGAGGCCGCCACAGGAGGCGACUGCAAUGACGACACGCUGCCUGCAGGCAACGGAGACACUCAACAGAUAGCAGCACUUGACCCAUCUGAUGUGGCUUCAACCCUGGCCCCAAACCACGAGCAACACGAAGAGAAGCUUGGGACAGCCCUGUCAGACCUCCCGUCCGGCUCCAGAGAGGAGUCGGCCAACACUGGACCCGGACCAGACUCCUCACAAGACCUCAGGACUUCCAUUCUCUAGGGGUCUAACCGUUUGUCUGUUCCUGCUGUGUCUGAAUAAAUUCCCCCAAAAGCCACUUUCUACCCCUGUAGCCAAUCCCACUUUACCCAGACACCCAGCGAAUGUCCCUAUACCAACACAGACUGCCUUGGAUUCCAACCGUGAUAACUACUGUAUAUGUAACACAUUUGUAAUUUCGUGUGGAUGGCUGUAUGUCUGUUUGAGUGCAUGUGUAAAUUGGAAAAAAUAUGUAUAUUUUAACACAUUCGGCAUGUGUGAAUGUAUAGAUGGAACAAGUGCAUUAACAGGUGAGAUCAGUCGUGUGAAUGAGUGAAAUGAAGGAGCAUUUUUUAAAAUACUCUGCAUGUAUGUGAGUGUAAAUGUAAUAAAAAAAAAACCAUUCUGAAUCUA
This is a messenger RNA of Scophthalmus maximus (turbot), 2600 nucleotides long. Its product is annotated as A-kinase anchor protein 12. Lineage: Eukaryota; Metazoa; Chordata; Actinopteri; Pleuronectiformes; Scophthalmidae. Bases 171 to 2210 code for a protein of 679 amino acids. The transcript is spliced from 6 exons. The record is from RefSeq and is a predicted model, not a curated record.